AUGGGCACUGCAGCAGCUGUGUAUGUCUCUAUCAUUUCUCUAGAGGACCCCUGUGGCCCUUGGGUGUGGCUGCGUGCUGCUGCUCCUGAGCUAUCAGAAGCUGCAACGGCAGCUGCUGCUGCAGCAGACAGUGCUGCUGUUGCUGCAGCAAGAGCUCUUCAGCGGCUGCUUCUGCAGGAAUCGGGAACUGCAGAGCUCACUGACCACUGGCCCUACGGAGGCGCCUGGCGUCUUUCCAUCCUGCGGCCCCCUCUCCGCAGCAGCAGCAGCAGGAGCAGCAACAACAAUAACAGCGUUGCCUUUGAACAAUCCGAAUAUGGUGACAGGUGGCUGUACACCGCAGUUACAGCCGCGGCUUUCCCUCCUGCUGCUGCAAAGUCUCUGCUGCUGCAGCUGCAGCAGCAGCACCAGGAGGCGAAGCAGGAAGCCCGCAGCAGCAAAUGCAGCAGCAGCAGCUACAAUGCAGCAGUGACCACUCUCCUGAGGGAGCGCAUGCACCAGUUGCUGCUCUCUUUCAACACUGCGUCCCUGCCGCUGAGUAUCUUCAUGCUGCAGCAGCAAAAGCAGCAACGCCAGCAACAGCAGCAGCUGCAGCAGCAAGCGUCCCUAAUGGGUGGCCGCUCUUUACUGCAGGCGGCCUGGGGCAUUGACUCUCCGCCCGUCACAAGGCACCAGCAGCAGCAGCAGCAGCAGCAGUUGCUGAUUCAGCAGCAGCAGAACCAUGAGCAGGGGACAUGCACGCCCCAAACGUUGGGCAGCAGCACCCGAGGAACCCUGCAGCAUCCCAUUCCUGCUGCUGCAACUAACUCGCCAGCUGCUGCAGAAGCAGCAGCAGCGUCUCCAAGCAGCAGUUGGGGUUGCAGUAGUGUAAGGUAUUGGCCCUUUGGUGCUGCUGGGCAAGAGCAGCAGCAGAAACGGCAGCAGCAGCAGCGGGAAGCACGCGUUCUACCUGAGUGGCAGCAGGGACUAGCAACGGCAGCAACAACAGCAGCAACGACAGCAGCAACAACAGAAGCAGCAGCAAUGACAGCAGCAGACAGUGAGCUUGCUGCAAUAGAACACACCUGCCGCCAAGCGGAGUCCUUGUGUGCGCUGCUGGCGGCAAAUUUGUCGCUGCAUGAGGAAGCAGCAGCAGCAACAGUAACUGCAGCAGAAGCUGCAACAGCAGCCUCCACAGCAGCAGGAAGGCACCGAAACCAAACAGCAGCAACAGAUGACGCAGCAAAGGCGCAGCAGCAGCCGCGACGGGAGCAGCAACAGCUCCUUCAGGGGCAGAACAGCAGAGGCGCGCUUGAUAGAAUGCAGCAACUGUGCAGCAGAAGCAGCAACUUGCUGCUGCUGCAAGAAAACGGCCGCAGCUGCUGCUGA
Molecule: messenger RNA, 1368 nt
Organism: Eimeria tenella
Lineage: Eukaryota; Apicomplexa; Conoidasida; Eucoccidiorida; Eimeriidae
Exons: 3
Coding region: 1-1368 (455 amino acids)
Source: RefSeq, a predicted model, not a curated record